Molecule: messenger RNA, 655 nt
Organism: Haemonchus placei
Lineage: Eukaryota; Metazoa; Nematoda; Chromadorea; Rhabditida; Trichostrongylidae
Source: the annotation of a GenBank genome assembly
AACAAAAAUACUUUCAAAAANAAAAAUAUCGAACAGUUUUGGGCAGUUUAAAAAUCAUGAUUCGAUUCUUGUUAUUCAACAAAAUAUUCAACAGAUACCAAUGGGCGAUGGGAGCCAACUUCGAGUUCCGAAGGCGUUCUAUCAUUAUUCGGAACGUGAUAUGGGUGCCGAAUCUGGAUGGGAAAUUCCCAGUAAUGGACGUCUACUAGAUCUCAAUACGCUGGUGAAGAACAACAGACGAGAGAUCAACGGUGUCUACCUACCUUUUCCUAACAUGGAACCCAUUAAUCUCCAUUUCAUAACCCAGAGGACAUUCGAGAAAGGAAUUGACACCGCGGCACACGACCAAUCGCCAGACGGCACCCUUCAAGCAGCCAAAAGAAUUUGCAUGCUGGGCUCGGAAAGUGAUUGUGAACGAGCACUGUUGCAAUACCACCGAACAAAGGCUUACCAUAUUCAACAACAAAUGAAGCCUUUACACCAACAACUGAUUAACCUGGGUGAUCUGACUUCGUACUCUACCCUGCGAGAUCGAGAAGGAGGUGGAAUGGGAGUUGUAGUCGGCGUUCCUGGAUACGAUCCGCUCUAUGUUGGGGGUGCUCUUGAUCAGAACAAAGAUAGCAAUGUCGGCUUUCAACUCUCACCUCCACAGUGA